AUGAGCCUCAACAUCGCCCUGUCUUCCCCUUUCGGGAUCGUAUCCGUUGCGAACCGCGCCUUCUCUCUCGAGCGUUUCCAGUGCAUUGAGGGCCGUUCCGCGCCUCGCGGAUUCUAUCCGGCGGCCGUUUCUUCCGCGAAUCACGGGAUUCGCGGCACGUCGGCGCCGGGCCUUCCGAAGGGAACUCGGCCGCUUCGUCUUCCUCGCCGAGUUUCACGGCGGAGAGCUCCGAGCGGCGGCGGCGGCGGCGGCGCGAUGCAUAUUGCCAACGCCGGUCUGCGGCGCGAGCCCGGAGCUACCAACAACAACGGGGAUGGGAACGAGCAUCCGGACGGCCACGCGAAAGUCGACUCGCCCACCAUGGGGCGGGCAGAGGGGCGUGAUAAGCCUAUCAGAGGGGCUGACGAUAACCGCACCGAGAAUAACCGCACCGAGGACAACCGCACGAUAAACGUUAGGACCGGAGGGCGGGUGCUGACCCCCGAGGAGCACUGGCGGCGCUACCGGCCGCAGCUGGCGACGCGGUACGGGCACUGGCGAUUCUGGUUACCAGCGCAGGGGCGAGAGGCGAAGCUGUCGCUGGAGCUGCUGCGUGAAAUCACACCCGUGGAGGUGGAGAGCGGUGCAGAGGAGUACGUGCUGCGGCACAACUGUCCCAAAAGGGGCAUGCGCGCAAGCCAUCAGCAGCCGGCUCUCUAUCAAGCUCACCCUCUCUCUGUCUCCUCCCGCACCGCACAGCACGAGCAGUUCAAGCGGUGGGGGGACUUACCAAGCAAGGUGGCGAGGGCGCAUGGCCCUUCUCCUGUGGGGCCCACACCAGUCUACAGGGAGAAGGGAGGGCCACGCUUGCUGCACGCGAAAUCCCCUUCACAGCAGGAGCGAUUCAAGCGAGAGCGACUUCCCAGCCUAGUUCAACUGGAAAGAGGACUUAUGGUGGCAGAAGGCGCAUGGUUGUCCUCCUGUGAAGCAGCUGGGCGACUACCCAUCUCCUUCCCCUCACCCCUCUCUCUCCACGCACGGCUAUCCACCCAUCUCCUUCCCCUCACCCCUCUCUCUCCACCCCCUCUCCUUCACUCUCACUCUCUCCUCCGCUCCAUCCCUGCACAGCACGAGCAGUUCAACCGGCGGGGGGACUUCCCAGCCAAGGUGGCGGAGGGCGCGUGGCCCUUCUCCUGUGCGCGCGCCAGCCAUGCCAACGGCAUCGCCCUGCCCUAUGGCAUCUACAGCCAUGGCGCACGCGUGCUCUGUGCUGGGGGGGACGAGGAGCGGGAAGGAGGGGAGGCGGGGGAGGGGGAUGAGGUGAAUGGGGGCGGGGCUGUGGUGAUGGCGCAGCUCCAGGGCAACAUGGGAGGGGGGUCGGUGCGGCGUGCAGUGCUACUCACAGCCAACGUGUGCUUCAUGGACGGCCCCAGCGCACAGCUCAACGUGGCCUUUUCGGAAGCUUCCUUGUCGCUGAGGCAAGACGACACUGUCCUACCAACAGACAUGCACAACAAGUCCCACACUAGUGGCAGUGCCGCCAGCUACCAAGCUACUGACGGAACCACAAGCCCUUCCAGCCAAUCCCUGCAUGACACGUGGGCCAGCCCUCACUGGAAGACUCCUCUACCGACCCACCUGCCUGCCUCCCUCCCCUCUCUCCCUCCCAAGCCUCUCUAUGGAGUUCCCCACUACAUCUAUGCUGACCUCUAUGCUACACCUCUUCCUGAGCACCCCAACAAGAGGCUGGAAACCCAGAACAUGGAGGUAUUUUCAGGGUACUUGGCAGGGAUACCCGAGGCCCAGCAAAACAAGUAUGGUGUUUGGGCACUGCCUAGGGGCGUGGUGGUGGCUAUGCCGUCCCCCUUAGAGCCAAUGCUCAGCCGCGAGGGGGGAGGAGUAGGGGAGGAGUUUUGGCUGGUUGUGACGUAUGUGAGGGGGGGAGGGGAAGGGGUGCAGGGUGGUGGUGGUGAUGGAAUUCGUGAGGAGCGAGGAGGGGAGGAAUUGGGUGUAGGUGAAGGAGAGGAGGACCUGAGGGAUGGGCUUGAGGAUACAGGGUACAUGGCAGAAGGAGAGUGGAAGGUGCAGCAGGUGGUGAUAGCGUAUGAUGCACAGGGGCAGUUUGAGUAUGUGAAGCACACCAGGUUCAUGUGA
Closterium sp. Naga37s-1 is the source of this 2133-nucleotide messenger RNA. Lineage: Eukaryota; Viridiplantae; Streptophyta; Zygnematophyceae; Desmidiales; Closteriaceae. The record is from the annotation of a GenBank genome assembly.